Paramormyrops kingsleyae is the source of this 2249-nucleotide messenger RNA. Lineage: Eukaryota; Metazoa; Chordata; Actinopteri; Osteoglossiformes; Mormyridae. The record is from RefSeq and is a predicted model, not a curated record.
AACAACGGAGCUAAGAGAUCUGGAGAGGGAGAGAGACGGAGGGGGAAUCGAUUUAUCGCAGAGUAAUGCGGCACAAUACCGGGGAGAGCUGCCUUCCUUUACGUAUGAGAACCCAUUAAAGUGAGAGAGUCCCAUAGUGAAGACAACUAGGUGAGGCAGGAGACUCAGAAGUUUGUGUUAAUAGCUGUUCUCCUAGGGGAACACGCAGGUCUGACAGCCAUGUGUGCAAGUGAAGAGCCACGGCAGACGGAAGGUUCCGGAAGCCAAGAUACAGGAGUCAAGGAUUUAAAGUUACCGCGGGCUUAACUGGCCCUGGUCCCUCGCGGUUCCUGAGGCUCAGCUUUGCUGGUCAUCCUGCUGUCACUACGCCGCGCUGCCGCUGCUGCUGCCAGAUGUUACCACACCCAGGACAUUCAGGGGGCUGUGGCCCCUAUCGCACAUGAGGACCGUCUGACCGUCAGGCGUCCCCGGCGCCCAGCCAGUGUGGGGAGCCUCACUGGAGGUGGCAGGCGGGGGCUGGUGCCCGUCCCGCGGGGAGCUGAAACUGGACACCGCUGCACCCCAGUCUCCCAGGCUUCUCGGGUUUGGCCAGCGAUGCAGAUGCCAUUCAAGUCGAAGUCACUGCCCAUUUUGGGGGCCACUAACUCUCUCCCCCCUCACAGCUAUAAGCCUUUAGCUUUCAAUGGACAAAGGGGAAAUAUAAGCAGCUGUUUCUACUGACUACAGCAGUCGUCACAAAACUUAAAACUAGGACGCAGCCGGCUCGCUCGGAGUGACGCAUGGAGCUGGUGGGAUCCACGCUGACGGCGACUUACGCCCGGCCUAAAACCAGCCACUUCCUCCCAGCCAUCUCCACCAUGUCGGCCAGCUACAGAGGGCACCAGCCCAGCGUGGGCCUGACCCAGAGUGCCAGGGACCAGCCCUGGAGGACAAACAUGUACUUCAGGAGCUCUGGCACUGUCCCAACCUUGGCCUCCCUCCAGACGCCCCCCCAGGACCUGGUUCGGGCUAAGACCACGCUGUACCCAUCCAGCAGGGCGGCCCUCUCCGCCCGCUACACGCCCGAAGACUGGCACAAGUCCAACCAGAGCUACUACCGCGAAUCGGAGUCGUCGAGGAACAGCGCCGAGCGGCUACGCUGGGACACGGUGCGGCUUAUCCAGGACAAGGAGCAGCUGACGAGGCGGAGCCAGGAGUCUACCAGCCGCAACAUCGGGAAGCGCAUCAACGACAUCACCUUCUGGCGCUCGGAGCUGAGCCACGAGAUCGACAGCAUGGUGGGGGAGAUCGCCGCACUGGCUGAGGUGAAGAGGAGGCUGGACCGGGCGCUGGCCGAGACCGAGGGACCCCUCCAGGUUGCGCAGGAGUGCCUGUACCACAGGGAGAAGAGGAUGUUGAUAGACCUGGUCCAUGAUAACGUGGAGAAAGAGAUCAUAAGGGAAGUGGAGCUCAUGAAGUCGUGUCAGCAGCGGAUGAGGCGACACGCGGACUUGGCGGCUGCCCAACUUGCGUCCAACCGGGCUGCCCAGCACGAGAUGGAGCGUGACCUGAGCGACAAGGCCAUCGCCCAGCGCAUCGACAGCCGCUGCCGGCAGCUCAGGAACACCUCGGACGGGAUCAGCUUCCACCGGGGCAUCGAGCGGCUGGACCCCUCGCUGUCCCUGCCCGACUCAUGGUCAAAAUUCACGGACGACAACAUCCUGCGGUCCCAGAGCGAGCGGGCGGCCUCCCACAAGCUCCGCGACGACAUCGAGUUCCUGCUUAGCUCUACUUCCAAUGAAAUGUGGAGCCAGUUCAACAGCGUCAACGUGGCCUUCACCAACCGCAUCUCUGAAAUCGCAGAGGCCAAGAACAGCCUGCAGACCCACCUGGCCAAGACCCUCCAGGAAAUCUUCCAGACGGAGAACCUCAUUGAGGUCCUGAAGAAGGCCAUCCGGGACAAGGAGAGCCCCCUCAAGCUGGCCCAGACGAGACUUGAGGAGAGAACACGCCGACCCAACGUCGAGUUGUGCCGGGACAGCCCCCAUCAUCGGCUGGUCACUGAGGUCAGAGAGAUCGAGGAAACCAUGGGCCAGCUAAGGGAGAGGCUGCAGGCAGCGGAGGGAGCCCUCCAGACGCUGGUGAAGACCAAGGUGUCCCUAGAACAUGAUAUCUCCAUCAAGGCUAACUCCCUGUUCCUAGACCAGGAAAAGUGUAUGGGCAUGAGGAAGACGUUCCCCAGCACUCCACGUCUCGUGGGCUAUACAUAG